GCAAGUGAAAGAACGUCGCACGUCGAACGGCAGAACGGACGGACGGUUGAAGAUAUGUUUAUGUACAUAUGUAUGUAUACUAUAUAGUGUGAAACGGUACGGUUAAAGGCGCAAAUUUAAAGUGAGAUACAUGAAGAAAAACUGAAGGUGAACGCAUAACGCUGAGGAUAUAGUGAGCAUGGAACACACGACAACAACAAUAAGCAAAGAGAAACAUAAACAAAUGGCUGAUGAAUAAAAAUUAAAAACAGAAUCUAAAUAAAUAUGCGAGAGGGUAUUAGAGCGCAUUUCAAACAGUGUCGCAAGUAAAGUAAAAUUUAUUGAUUUUAAAAUACAAAAGAGCGCUAAAGUCAGCGCGAUCGAAAUUCAAGCCGACGAACAUAAAGUGAGAAAAGAUUUCAACAGUGUUUUAUUUAAAUUUGUGUGUGGGUGUUUCUACAACACAGCUCAGAUAAGUGCGCUCACUUCCGUUUACCCACUACAGUGUGCUCCCCAUCCCCCCAAAUACUAUUACAAUCGAUACCACAUGGCCGACGAGAGCACCACCGACAGUCCGCGUCCCUUUCGCCGCGAACGUAAUCUAAGUAAUCGAAAUUUCGCCAAGCGCCGCUCCUCGCGACGCGUUAGUACUGAGAGCCACAGCUCAGUGGAGUCAUUUAAUCUAAGUGCGGCUGAGAGCACCCACACUUCCAGCUCAGUGAGCUCAGCGCACGAGCACAAUUCCAGCGCAAGUCACAAUCACAGUACGCCGAGUAGCAGUGGCAGUAGUGGUUCGCAUUCGCUUAGUGUCGCCAGUAGUCAAUUACAGUAUUCAUAUUCGGUACAUUCGGACACGGAAAGUGCUUUUUAUCGCGCAUCCACGCGUAGAAUGGUACCACCACCAUUGCCCAUAACUGGGCCACCACACAAUGACGAUGAAGAGGUGCCGGCGACGGCGCCGAAUCAAGAUGAUGGCGCUGCUGCCGAAGCUGAGCAACAACCUACGCCAACAGACCCUGCCUUGUUGGGUGUACGACAAAAAGUUCAUCGCUUUGAGACGUUAACAGCAGAGCAGCGUAUUUUGUUCAAAACGGGUCGUCAUCAGCUACGUAAACAACAGCAGCACAACACACAUACAGAUGCCGCGGCGUCAACCGCAGCUGAUGUGACGGCCUCGCCUGGCUUGUGGCGUGUCUUUCCGCCAGCGAUGCGUCGCUCCACACCUGAUGCGGAUAGCUCGGCAGGUGGUCGUCAUUCGACGGCUAGCUCUUUUCACACCUCCAUCGAUGAGGAACGUUCGGUGGACGAUGUGGAUGACUUCUCUGAUUAUGCAGAAGAUGAGCAUGCUGCGCGCGCAGCCGAAGCCGGUAUCGAUGGAGCGGCUGAGCAUCUUGUGCCCGAGGAGGCGCAUGAAUUACGCGAGGAUGUGGUGCCAUCACCGGUGCCUAGUUACACGCCAACACAUGAUGAUGAUGAUGAUGAUGAUCAGCAAGUGACAGCGCACGCUGUGGAAUUGGGUGUGGAUGAUUUUGGUAAAGUGGAAACGGUACGUCGCACUGUGUGCUCGGCCACAAUGCCGAAGAGUAGGACGAAAAAGCAGCAGCUAGCCGAAGAUGAGAGUGGCGCAACGACAGCGAGUAAAGAUUUUCCCAGAAAUUAUCGCUCAGCGUCACGUCCAAAGACUGAAAUUAUUGGCACCACAAAUCAUCCGAUCAUUGAUAAGUGCAAAUCGCUCUACCAGCCAAGAGAUGAACAUGAAGAGGAAGCUGAGGCUGUAUUGCGCGAUAAGAGCUCGCAGCAUAUCAAACCCAUUCUGGAUGAACUUAUAAAAACAGAGGAGACUUAUGUGGAGAAUUUGCGCAUUGGUUUGGAGAAUUAUGGAAAUAUAUUUGCACGGAAAGACCUGCCCAUUGGAUUGCGUGGCAAAAAAUAUGUGCUGCUUGGUAAUAUUGGUCAGAUCUAUGAAUUCCAUUUGGAGGAAUUUCUACCAAUGUUGCACGCGAACAGAAGAGACUUGAAGCGAAUAUUUGACGAAUUUCAGCACUACAUUGAUAAAAAUUUGUUCUAUUGCUACGUCAUAUUUACAAUGAACAAACAACGCUCGCUCAAAUUAUGUGAUACCUAUAAAAAUUAUUUUAAGCGCAUACAAAACGAAUUGGAUGACAAGUUGGGCAUUAAUAGCUUCCUGGUCCAGCCCAUACAGCGAAUGGCUCGAUAUCCACUGCUGCUGCAACAAUUUAUCACGACCCUCUUCAAGCACCGCGACUUCGAAAUCAAGCCACUGCUUGAGUCCUGCUGUCGGCUGGAGAAGAAAAUGCGCACACUGCUCACCACAACCAACGAAUCGGAAGUAAUUAACGACAUAAUCGAGUGCAAUGAGUUCAACGUCUUUCAUCAGGGCAAAUUCCGCAAGGUCAGCGACUUCUCGGUGACGGAUCACACGCUCAGACGCAGCUAUCGCGGCAAAGUCUUCAUCUUCGACAAGUGCAUCAUCUACACCGAAAUCAAGGGUAAACAUCUGAUCUUCCACGGUCGCUAUCCCUGCGAACACAUUGGCAUAUUGGCAAAGACGAAACAUUUUACACUCUUCUAUGAGCGUCGCAAGCAACAGGAAUGCGAUUUCCAUGCUGAACCGCAGGUGAUCGAGCUAUGGUUGGAGUUGAUACGCGACAUGAUCAGUUCAUUUGUGAUGGAGGAGCGUCAAAAGUUGCAAGAUCGCUAUGCGCGUGAGGGCGAGCAGCAGUAUAGAAAGCCGGUAAGCUUGUCACUGUUCCGCGAUUCGAAUCGCUUCAGUUCGGACAGUGGCAUCGGUAAUAUUUGGGUAUUGCCGAAGCCAGAGGCUGAAUCGGAGGUGGCGAAUAAUCGUACGACAUGGUAUGCAGUCAAUUGAAUUUAGAGCGGCAAAGCGACGUUUAUGUACACACAUACAUAUAACUGUGUAGACCAUGGAGAGCACGCACCCAUUAAAAAAAUAAUGUAUGGAUUACUUAAUAUCAAAAUCGGGCAAUAAAUGAGUCACAAUCCAUUCGGAGCAGUAAACGAGCAAUCAAGGCAUUUUUUGUAGUUUUUCCAAAAACUUUAUUGAUUCCUCGCUUUUUGAUACGUUUUGGCGUAAUAAACGAGCUAAGGAAUAUGCGAAGAUUGACCUCGUUUCGGAGGUCAAGAGAAGCUCAAAAGAAUACUCUCUUUAGCCUCUUUUAGGCGCUCAAAAGAAGUGCUCGCCCGUAAGGAUAUCGACGCUGAGUGGAAGAUCGACCUAUCUCGGCAGCCAGUUCGAAAACGCCCUAUCUCAAAAAACUUUUCAAGAACGCCCUA
Rhagoletis pomonella (apple maggot) is the source of this 3294-nucleotide messenger RNA. RefSeq names its product triple functional domain protein. Gene Ontology annotation, biological process: axon guidance. Lineage: Eukaryota; Metazoa; Arthropoda; Insecta; Diptera; Tephritidae. Gene Ontology annotation, cellular component: cytoplasm. Gene Ontology annotation, molecular function: guanyl-nucleotide exchange factor activity. The coding region runs from base 527 to 2869 and encodes 780 amino acids. The transcript has 8 exons. The record is from RefSeq and is a predicted model, not a curated record.